Molecule: messenger RNA, 855 nt
Organism: Aspergillus udagawae
Lineage: Eukaryota; Fungi; Ascomycota; Eurotiomycetes; Eurotiales; Aspergillaceae
Product: SWIB/MDM2 domain protein
Exons: 5
Coding region: 1-855 (284 amino acids)
Biological process (GO): transcription initiation at RNA polymerase I promoter; nucleolar large rRNA transcription by RNA polymerase I
Cellular component (GO): RNA polymerase I upstream activating factor complex; nucleus
Molecular function (GO): RNA polymerase I cis-regulatory region sequence-specific DNA binding
Source: RefSeq, a predicted model, not a curated record
AUGUCGCUAUCCCCAGACGUUGAGGCCCGAUACACAGAGGUCAUAGAUUCAAUUCUUGCAAAAAGCGACUUGAAUACCAUUUCCGAGAAGCGCAUUCGCAAAGGCCUUCAGGAAGUCGUCGGCUAUGAUCUCACUCCUCAGAAGGCUGCAAUCAAGCAGCUUAUCAUGAAAAGGUUCGAUAUAUUCGCGGAACAAAGCGGCAUCGGAGCUUCUGAUGAUGCGGCUGCAUCGUCGACCGCCCCUACCUCCAACGGUCAGGCACAGAACCAUGAUUCAGUAACACCUGCGGAGCCCUCACCUCCUGCUCAGUCCUCAUCCCCUCAGAAGCGUCAAGCGGAGAGCGAUGACCAGUCCGAUCCAUCAAGCAAAAGCCCCCCGGCAAAGAAGAAGAAGCCCGACCACGAUAUCGACGCAGAUGCCCUCUAUGCUGCCAAAUUACAGGCAGAGGAGAACAUGCGGGCUCGACCAACUAGAGGUGCCAGUACUCGUAGGGCGGCACCGGUGAAGAAGAAGACCAAGGCCAAAACGUCCAAGAAAGUCAGGGCGGAAGACGACUCGGAUCUUGAUUCGGGUUCUGAAACAAAGAAGGAAGUGAACCGAUCUGGCGGAUUUCACAAACCAUUGAACUUGUCUCCGGCGCUUUCGGCAUUGCUGGACGGCGAGGCUACGCUUUCUCGUCCUCAAACGGUAAAGAGACUCUGGCAGUAUAUUCGUGAACACGAUUUACAAGAUCCUACCGACCGACGUCAAAUCCGUUGCGACGACGCCAUGCGCGCUGUUUUUAAACAAGAUCGCAUACACAUGUUCACAAUGACCAAGAUCCUCAAUCAGAAUCUGUAUAGCCCGGACGAAUAG